UGCAGCACAAUAGAUUAGUUUUCGUUUUAUUUCAACAGUCAGUGAAUUGGUGAAUAUACAGUAUAUUUAAUAACAUUAGCAUAUAACGUAACAAUAACAUAGUUACAACUUUAAAGAUGAAACAGUAUGACCUUUGAUGGGUAUUUCUGUAUGUAGUCAUAUUUUUUUCAGUUAUGAAAUUUAGAAACAUGGAGUAUGUUAUGUUACAUUUUACAAAGAUGGACCACUAAGCUUUAUAUUUUGUUUUAAAUGAGCAGUCAGGCUGCGUACUUCCUCUCAACAAGAAGUUUCCUGAAUGUAACAGUCAUACAAGACUAUUAACUGCCACUAACACACACAAGGGAAGUCGCACAUGCUUCUUGAGGCUGAGAAAACAACCAUGAGUCUGAAACAACAGGAAAACUACACCAGAAUGGAUAACGACACACUGGCCAUGUUUGACAACAAAUUGGCCAGUGAUCUUGUCUCGGCCAUCUACAUCGUUGUGACUCUGGCCAACCUCAGCGGCAACGGUGUCUCUCUGUUCCUGCUGUUGAUGCGUACCUCCCCAAAGACUUCCUCCAUUAUCUUCAUGAUCAACCUCACCCUCACUGACCUGGUACUGGGCACCAUGCUCCCCUUUCAGAUCAUGUACCAAAUGCAGGGCUUCAACUGGACCUUGGGCACAGGGAUGUGCAACGUACUGACUGUGGUAUUCUAUGCCAACAUGUAUUGCUCUAUUUUGACCAUGACAGCCAUUAGCACUGACCGUUACCUGGGCAUUGUCAAACCGAUGCGCUUCAGAGAACUGAGGGAGAAGAAAAUGUAUGCCGUUGUCACCUGUAUUUUUAUGUGGCUGUUGGUCCUCACGAUUCUGAGCCCGAUGGAAAGCUCAGACUUAACAUUUUAUGUAAGAGAGCGCAACAUUACCACCUGUUUCGACGUGUUAAGGAAGGACAUGCUCCCAACUUCUGCUCACUGGGCGGCAUUCCUGUUCAGCAUGUUCAUCAUUCUCUUCCUCUGUCCGUUCAUUAUAACAGUGUAUUGCUACUUUAAUAUCAUCUUUGUGCUGGUCAGAAGGGCCAAUAGUCAACAGAAAGGCCGUGCUGUGCGCUUGGCAUGCACUGUCCUGUUUGUGUUUAUUUUUUGUUUCACUCCCAAUAACAUACUACUCUUGGCUCACUCAAUUACAAGACUGUACUAUGGGAAAUCUCUCUAUAUCUACUACAAGCUCUCCCUGUCCCUUAGCUGCAUUAACAGUUGCAUUGAUCCAUUUAUAUAUUAUUUUGCCUCCAAAGAGUUCCGUCGAAAGCUAAGGCAAUUGCUGCGGUUGCAGACUCUUAGCACAGCAGAGACUCAGAUGAUUGAGGGUCAUAGGGAGAGCUUUUUCUCUGGUCGCACAACGUGCAAUGCACAUGAAGACUGUGACAAUUUUUAAAGGUGAAGUGUGUCAUUUUUUUUCCAUGUUAAAAAACAGUUUCUCCUAUCUCAAGUUAUUAUGCAGAGACUAAUAUUAGUUAGGCAUUUGUAAGUGGAUUUCUCCGUAAAGUGUCAACACUGUGGCUUUGUUUUGCUAUCAAAAAAUUGCUCUGUUUGCUUAAGCAUCCCAGCUAGCCACAAAUAGCAGCAAUGGCUCAACCAAUGACAUGAGUUUGGGGCGGGACAAUCUGUUUGACCAAUGGAGGAUCGGGGAGUCUUCAGGAGUGUCCUAUUUGAAAAAGGAAAGGCAUGGAAAUUACACACCUCAACUUUAAAGGGAUAGUUCCCAUUCUCAUUAUUUACUCACCCUCGUGAUAUCCCAGGUGUGUAUGACUUUCUUUCUUCACCAGAACACAUUUGAAGAAAAAUAGAAAAAUAUCUUAGUUUACUAGGUCCCUAAAAUGCAAGUGAAUUG
This is a messenger RNA of Myxocyprinus asiaticus (Chinese sucker), 1873 nucleotides long. Its product is annotated as P2Y purinoceptor 8-like. Gene Ontology annotation, biological process: phospholipase C-activating G protein-coupled receptor signaling pathway; thrombin-activated receptor signaling pathway; blood coagulation. The coding region runs from base 353 to 1417 and encodes 354 amino acids. The transcript is spliced from 2 exons. Lineage: Eukaryota; Metazoa; Chordata; Actinopteri; Cypriniformes; Catostomidae. Gene Ontology annotation, cellular component: membrane. The record is from RefSeq and is a predicted model, not a curated record. Gene Ontology annotation, molecular function: thrombin-activated receptor activity.